Seriola aureovittata is the source of this 3934-nucleotide messenger RNA. RefSeq names its product ciliary microtubule associated protein 1B (gene cimap1b). Bases 195 to 968 code for a protein of 257 amino acids. The transcript has 7 exons. The record is from RefSeq and is a predicted model, not a curated record. Lineage: Eukaryota; Metazoa; Chordata; Actinopteri; Carangiformes; Carangidae. Gene Ontology annotation, cellular component: cytoskeleton.
ACACACACACACACACACACACACAUAUUCAUAGACAUGCCUGUCAAAGAGCCAUCUCCAUGGCAACGUUGUCAUAGUGAAGUUGACUACCACUAAACAAUCUGUGUUUGGGUUCAGUGCACAUGCUGAGUUCCGGGGAUAAAACCUGACAUAGAAGGACACUCGCGACAGGAUCACAGGAUUUCUAUAAGGUAAUGGCUAGUGCUGAACCUUGGGUUGGAUCCUGGAGGCCCCACAAGCCAAGAGGGCCUAUAGCCGCUCUCUAUCGUAGCCCGGGACCCAAGUAUGCACUGCCUGGACUCACAGGUGUCAAUAAACAUGACCCUACCAAAUACAAAGCACCAGUGUUCAGCUUAGGGAAACUUCAUAUCCAGACCAGUCCUGAUUGCUCCCCUGGACCAAGAUACCUUGUUCCCUCCAACAUCACCAGAGAUGGCCGAGACGGCACUCCUGCAUUUUCUCUCCACAGCCGCCCAAAGGAGCCAAGAUUGUUCCAGGCCCCUGGACCAGGCCGCUACUCCCCAGAGCGUUCAGGAAGGUCCGUCUUCCGCUCUGCUCCUGCUUAUUCUCUGUCUGGGAGGAGCAAAGACAUGAGCACUCACAAAACACCUGGUCCAGCCUCGUACAAUCUGCCUCCUGUGCUGGGGCCCAAAACUGUGGCUACAUCUGCAGCUCCCACCUACUCCCUCUGUGGCCGCAGCAAAAAUGGAAGCUUCCAUGAGGAUCUGAAGAAGACUCCUGGUCCUGCUGCCUACAAAGUUGUGGACCCUUGUAUUUACAGGCAAAAACCACCCCAUUUCAGCAUGACAGGCCGCAACUUUGCUCCUGGUGAAACUACAAGGAAACCAGGACCUGGCACGCACUAUCCUGAGAAUGUGACUGUCACAAGAGGAAAAGCUCCAAGCUUCUCCUUUGGACUGCGUCACUCAGAAUACAUCGCACCCCUCAUAGUAGAUGUGGCUGAAUAAUGCCACAUAUCAUCUCUUAUUUCAAAUGAAAAAUUCCCACAGCAUGAACGAAUAAAGACAAAAGGCAAACUACUCAGAAUUAUUGAGAUCAUAUUUUUUUGCCACAGUUAUGGACCUUGUUGUAUUGGUACUUGUCACUUUGUCAGGUUUAUGACCACUAUCAGUAUUUAAGUAAAUUACACUUAAUUAAAAAUAUUUCAUUAGUAGCACGUCUGAGAUUUGUAUUAAUGUAACAUAAUUUUUAAGCCAGUUUUAUUUUUCAGGUAAGCCAUUUCUCAGUAUGGUAAAGCAUAAAAAGUCAUAGUGUAGUAAGGCAACAAAAGUCAUUGUAUAGUAAAGCAGUAAAAGGUCAUAGUAUAGUCAGGCACAAAAGUGAAUAUAAUAGUAAGGCUUAAAAAGUCAUAGUAUUGUGAUGGCCCCAGCCGCAUGUGUUUCCCUGGUUUGCUGCCUUCUGUCCUCUUUUGCAGGUGUUCUACCCGCUUCUAUGCUUAAUGCCAUGUCUGCUAUGCACUGGUCUCCUGGUUGGGUUUGCAUUGCCUGGCUUCCUGGUUCCUAGGAGACUCCACCCACCUUAGGUUGUUGAUUGGCUGCACCUGUGAGGAAGGGCAUAAAAGCCAGGUUUCCUCAAGCUUCUGGCUCUCUCUCCCAGGACAGCGGACCCCCUGACAGUCUCUUCAUUUGUUGUUAAUUUUUUUUUGUUGGUGUCUACCAUACAACACACACAAGACAAACAUACACCUCCACCACACACUGAUAACUGACGUCACAUCCUGUGAACUAUGUUUGUUAUCCUUUUGCAUUAAAAGAAAUGUCACUUUAACUCAAGCCUACUGUGUGGACCUCCCUUGAUUGUUGUGACUAAAUGAGCUGGUCAUAACAUUCUAGUAAGUCAUAGAAAAAAAAAGGCCUUGUAUAGUAAGGCAUAUACUGUCAUAUAAACGUCAUACUAUAGUAAGGUAUAAAAAUGUCAAAAAAUUUGAUAGUAAAGUAAGGAAAAAAUGUAAGAAAAUGUCAUAAUAUAGUAAGGCAUCAAACGUCAUAGUAUAGUAAGGCAUAAAAAUGUAAAAAAAAACAUCAAAUUAAAAUAAGGCAUAAUAGGGCAUAAACUGUCAUAGUAUAGCAAGGCAAUAAAAACGUAAAAAAAAAGGUCAAAGUAUAGUAAGGUAUAAAAAUGUCAAAAAAUUUCAUAGUAUAAUAAGACAUAAAAUGUCAUAAAAACGUCAUAGUAUAGUAAGGCAUAAAAAUGUGAAAAAAAACGUCAUGGUAUAGUAAGGCAUAAAAAGGUCAAAAAAUGUCAUAGUAUAAUAAGGCUUAAAAACAUCCAAAAACGUCAUAGUAUAGUAAGGCAAUAAAAACUAAAAAAAAACAGUCAAAUUAUAGUAAGGCAUAAAAUGUCAUAAAAAUGUCAUACUAUUGUAAGGCAUAAAAGGGCAUAAAACGUCAUAGUAUAGUAAGGCAAUAAAAACGUAAAAAAAAAGGUUAAAGUAUAGUAAGGUAUAAAAAUGUCAAAAAAUUUCAUAGUAUAGUAAGGCAGGAAAUGUCAGAAAAGGUCAUAGUAUAAUAAGGCAAUAAAAAUGUAAAAAAAACCGUCAAAUCAUAGUAAGGCAUAAAAUGUCAUAAAAACAUCAUACUAUUGUAAGGCAUAAAAAUGUCACAGAAAGGCCUUGUAUAGUAAGGUAUAAAAGGGCAUAAAAACGUCAAAGUAUAGAAAGGCAUAAAAAUGUCAAAAAAUUUCAUAGUAUAGUAAGGCAGAAAAUGUCAGAAAACGUCAUAGUAUAGUAAGGCAAUAGAAACGUAAAAAAACCCGUCAAAUUAUAGUAACACAUAAAAUGUCAUAUACACGUCAUACUGUUGUAAGGCAUAAAAAUGUUACAGAAAGGCCUUGUAUGGUAAGGCAUAAAAGGGCAUAAAAACGUCAUAGUAUAGUAAGGCAUAAAAAGCCAUGAAAAAAUCACAGUAUAGUAAGGCAUAAAAAUGUCAAAACAUUUCAUAGUAAUGUAAGGCAGGAAAUGUCAGAAAACAUCAUACUAUAGUAAGGCAUCAAACAUCAUAGUGUAGUAAAGCAUAAAAAUAAAAAAAAAACUGUCAAAUUGUAGUAAGGUAUGAAACUUAAUAAAAACGUCAUAGUAAAGUAAGGCCUAAAAAUGGCAAAAAAUGUCAUAGUGUAGUAAAGGCAGAAAAUGUCAGAAAACGUCAUACUAUAGUAAGGCAUAAAACGUCAUAGUAUAGUAAGGCAAAAAAAGUCAAAAAAAAGUCAAAUUAUAGUAAGGCUUAAAAUGUCAUAAAAAUGUCAUACUAUUGUAAGGCAUAAAAGGGCAUAAAACGUCAUAGUAUAGUAAGGCAAUAAAAACGUUAAAAAAAAGGUCAAAGUAUAGUAAGGUAUAAAAAGCCAUGAAAAAAUCACAGUAUAGUAAGGCAUAAAAAUGUCAAAACAUUUCAUAGUAAUGUAAGGCAGGAAAUGUCAGAAAACAUCAUACUAUAGUAAGGCAUCAAACAUCAUAGUGUAGAAAAGCAUAAAAAUAAAAAAAAAACUGUCAAAUUGUAGUAAGGUAUGAAACUUAAUAAAAACGUCAUAGUAAAGUAAGGCCUAAAAAUGGCAAAAAAUGUCAUAGUGUAGUAAAGGCAGAAAAUGUCAGAAAACGUCAUACUAUAGUAAGGCAUAAAACGUCAUAGUAUAGUAAGGCAAAAAAAGUAAAAAAAAAGUCAAAUUAUAGUAAGGCUUAAAAUGUCAUAAAAAUGUCAUACUAUUGUAAGGCAUAAAAGGGCAUAAAACGUCAUAGUAUAGUAAGGCAGGAAAUGUCAUAAAACGUCAUAGUAUAGUGAGGCAUAAAACGUCAUAGUAUAGUAAGGCAAAAAAAGUCAAAAAAAUGUCAAAUUAUAGUAAGGCUUAAAAUGUCAUAAAAAUGUCAUACUAUUGUAAGGCAUAAAAGGGCAUAAAACGUCAUAGUAUAGUAAGGCAAUAAAAA